AUGUUCAUCGACGAUGGCACGGUAUUGUCAAGUUCCUUCGUAUCGGUGGCCACCCCGUCGUGUACUCCUUCUCACUUUCUUAUCUGGAUCGGGGAAGAUGGAGUCCUAAUCGAUCUCGGUGGAAUUUCUAUGAAGAUGCAUCCCGAUAAGCCCGGUUACGCUGUAGCGAAGUAUGGUAGCAAGGUUGAGUACGUGGAGCCGGCUGUUAGGACCAGGGAUUUCCGUGCCACGAAGAUGAGCUAUGCUACCGAUGUGAUCUACGGCGACUGCGAAAUAGGUGUGGUCGGGACUCUCACACAGGAUUACGUUGGCAGAAGCGUGUACAAGAUCGAUGAGGCUGAUAUGGAAAAGAUGAUGGAGAAUAGGUUCGUGUCUUAUGGCGACGUCUCGAUAGGCCACAAGGGAUACAUCAAUGACUCCUCCCUCAAGAUCAUGUCUGGAAACGAUUCGGUAUCUACGAAAACGAUGACGGGGAAGCUCCAAUGUGGUGGCUUGGCUCCCUUGGACGGUUUAUCUAUUGUGAGGCAGAGAGCCCUGUAA
Messenger RNA from Peronospora belbahrii, 540 nucleotides. Lineage: Eukaryota; Oomycota; Peronosporomycetes; Peronosporales; Peronosporaceae. The record is from the annotation of a GenBank genome assembly.